Struthio camelus australis is the source of this 2202-nucleotide messenger RNA. RefSeq names its product solute carrier family 7 member 9 (gene SLC7A9). Lineage: Eukaryota; Metazoa; Chordata; Aves; Struthioniformes; Struthionidae. Gene Ontology annotation, molecular function: neutral L-amino acid transmembrane transporter activity; L-cystine transmembrane transporter activity. Gene Ontology annotation, cellular component: membrane. The record is from RefSeq and is a predicted model, not a curated record. Gene Ontology annotation, biological process: L-cystine transport; amino acid transmembrane transport.
UAAUUGGACUAUUGGUUUACCUGUGGUUCCUAUCUCAAAGCUUCUUGGCUGAGAAUGGGUUUAAUAAUUACCUUUUAUAACCUCUGUACUUAAGCUGCUGCUGCUUCUGCAUAUUCUGGUUUCAGUCAUGGACAUGUCUAACUAACUGGUAAAUCUGGAUGGAGAAAUAAAGAAAUACACUGUACAAAGAUUCCUGGAGCCUGAUUUACACUGAACAAAAAUAAACAAACAAGAGAUUUCAACGAAUUACCCAAAUGGGUGAAGAAAAUUUGAGGAAAAGAAAAGGCGAGGACAACAGAAAAGAGGAUGGACAAUCCAUCGAGAAUGAUGAACUCAAAACUAUGAAUCUGCAAAAAGAGGUGGGCCUGAUCAGUGGAACCUGUAUGAUUGUUGGUACAAUUAUUGGCUCAGGUAUCUUUGUUUCUCCAAAAUCAGUACUUGCCAAUGUCGGAGCUGUGGGUCCUUGUUUAACCAUCUGGGCAGCCUGUGGACUUCUUGCAACACUGGGUGCACUUUGUUUUGCUGAGCUUGGUACAACGAUCCCAAAAUCAGGGGGAGAAUAUCCUUACCUUAUGGAGGCGUUUGGCCCAAUUCCAGCAUUCCUGUUUUCUUGGACAAGCUUACUCGUCACCAAACCCAGUUCUUUUGCAAUCAUUUGUCUCAGCUUUGCAGAAUAUGCAGCAGCUCCUUUUUAUCCAGGUUGUGAUCCACCCCUAGUUGUCAUCAAAUGUCUUGCAGCAGCUGCCAUUGUGAUAAUUACAGUAGUGAAUUCACUGAGCGUGAAGCUGGGACGCUACCUCCAGAAUUUUCUCACAGCUGCUAAAAUGAUCAUUGUCACAAUCAUUAUUGUAAGUGGAAUUGUUCUUCUUGCGCAAGGGAAAACUGAAAAUUUUAAAGAUUCUUUCAAGGACAGUAAAAUUUCUCUUAGUUCUAUCAGUCUCGCAUUUUAUAAUGGACUCUGGGCAUAUGAUGGAUGGAAUCAACUCAAUUAUAUCACAGAAGAACUUAAAAAUCCAUACAGAAAUCUACCACUAUCUAUAAUUAUUGGAAUCCCCUUGGUUACAGUUUGUUAUGUUCUGAUAAAUGUUUCGUAUUUCACCGUAAUGACUUCAACGGAACUGCUGCAGUCCCAGGCAGCUGCUGUGACAUUUGGGGAUAGAGUCCUUUAUCCAGCCUCUUGGAUAGUUCCUCUCUUUGUCGCCUUUUCUACAAUUGGAUCUGCCAAUGGAACCUGUUUUACUGCAGGCAGACUUGUUUAUGUAGCAGGUCGUGAAGGGCACAUGCUAAAGGUGCUGUCUUACGUUAGUGUUAAGCGUUUAACACCAGCACCUGCUAUCAUAUUUUAUGGGGCCAUUACUAUUAUUUAUAUUUUCCCUGGUGACAUUGACACACUCAUAAACUAUUUUAGUUUUGCAGUCUGGAUAUUUUAUGGCUUAACUGUAUUUGCACUCAUUGUUAUGAGGUUUACAAGAAGAGAACUCAGGAGACCAAUUAGGAUACCCAUUGUCAUUCCGAUCAUAGUGACAUUAGUCUCCGUUUUACUGGUAUUGGCACCAAUCAUCACUGCACCCGAAAUGGCGUAUUUGUACUGUGCCUUAUUUAUACUCAGUGGAUUUAUAUUUUAUGUACUUUUUGUUCAUUUUAAAUUCAACUGGGCUCAAAAAAUAUCAAAGCCCAUCACUACUCACCUUCAGAUGCUUUUGGAAGUUGUUCCAGCAGAAGAAGUUAUUGAAUAAAACAUUUUGACUAGUUUGUUAUUAAAUACUGUAUUGGUUGAAGCAGCUUCAAUUUAGUUUGACACACAUUUAUACUUUCUAAAUUGGUAUGUUCAUCCCGGUGGAUAUUAUUUUUGCAGUAGUAUUUAGUAUUUGAAAUAUGUCAAAUAUAUAAGAAUAAGAGAUCUAUAAACCAGAUUACUGUGGAUGGCAGAGCUGAUUUUUGUUAAUAUGUAAAGGUAUCUUGUUUUCUGCAUUAAAAUGACUUAGAAUAAACAAGAGGAAGUUUUCAAUUGCAGAGAUACUUACCAGCCACACUUUGUCAGAAGGCCCCUUUUGCCCUGCUGCUGGAAGAACUGAGCAGCUACCAUUCACAACAUCACCUACAACAGGCCACACAAAAUCAGAAGUAACAUAGAGACAGACUGAGUCAGUUCCCAGUUUCUCAGAUCAAAAGUUGGAAAUCAAAAAAAGUAAAGACUGAGGA